AGUUCUCCGGGAUGACCCACCGUGGCAGCGUCAGGCAGAGCUACGGAGGCGUGGCCAGGAACCUUGCGGACGCCCUCGCCCGCCUUCACUGCCGCCCGUUACUCAUCUCGGCCGUUGGGAACGACGCCCACGCCCACGCUCUCAUCGCCCACAAUCCCUUACUGGAGAAGCGGGGCCUGGCGAUGGUGUCGGAGGCGUCGACGGCGGUGUACUGUGUAGUGCUGGACCGUCGAGGCGAGGCGCUCUUUGGUGUUGGAGACAUGACCGUCCACGACCACAUCACGCCCACCCAUGUGCGUCAAUUUGAAGAUGAGAUCAGUACAUCUCCACUGGUUGUGAUGGAUGGUAAUCUGCCUCAGUGCACUAUCAACUAUAUCCUUGAUCUCUGUGCCUCUUGCCAUGUCCCAGUGUGGUACGAACCGACGGACAUCCAGAAGGCGACGAAGCCGUGGCGGGAAGGGAGGGGGCGAGCCGUCACCUUCUCCUCCCCUAACCUCAAUGAACUUCGCGCGCUGUGUUCAUACCUUGGUCUCGGAGGGGUGGGAGAGGUGCCUGCGAGCAGCGAGGACCUCCACGGGAUGCUCCAGCAGGUCCUGGCCACCGCCGCCCCGCUCCUGGAGACAAUGCACGGCCUCAUAGUCACUCUGGGAGCCAAUGGGUUUAUGGUUUUGCGGCAGGCGUGUCACGGCAUCGAAGACCCCUUACUGCCAGUGCCCGCACGAGGACUCCACCCGUGUACAACACUGGAGGCUCCAGAGGUUGUGGGCCUGCACUUCCCCGCCCCACAACCCGCCCAGAUAGUCUCCGUGUCUGGAGCGGGCGACUGUUUGGCGGGAGGAUUCAUCUGCGGGAUGCUGGGAGGGAUGAGUAUGAGUGAGUGCGGGGCGGUGAGUGUGGCAGCUGCCUCACUCUCUCUCACCGCCUCUCCCGCCGUCCCCACCACACUCUCCCCUGAGGCUCUCCCCUGGGGCACCCGCCAACCCUUCACCCUUGUAACUCAUGACUAGCAACGCUGUAACUGUUGACUAGCAACGCUGUAACUGUUGACUAGCAACGCUGUAACUGUUGACUAGCAACGCUGUAACUGUUGACUAGCAACGCUGUAACUGUUGACUAGCAACGCUGUAACUGUUGACUAGCAACGCUGUAACUGUUGACUAGCAACGCUGUAACUGUUGACUAGCAACGCUGUAACUCAUGACUAGCAACGCUGUAACUGUUGACUAGCAACACUGUAACUGUUGACUAGCAAUGUUGUAACUGUUGACUAGCAACGUUGUAACUGUUGACUAGCAACACUGUAACUGUUGACUAGCAAUGUUGUAACUGUUGACUAGCAACACUGUAACUGUUGACUAGCAACACUGUAACUGUUGACUAGCAACACUGUAACUGUUGACUAGCAACGUUGUAACUGUUGACUAGCAACACUGUAACUGUUGACUAGCAACGCUGUAACUGUUGACUAGCAACGUUGUAACUCAUGGCUAGCAACGUUGUAGCCCACGAAUGACGACACUGUAGCCCACGGAUGACGACACUGUAGCCCACGGAUGACGACACUGUAGCCCACGGAUGACGACACUGUAGCCCACGAAUGACGACACUGUAGCCCACGAAUGACGACACUGUAGCCCACGAAUGACGACACUGUAGCCCACGGAUGACGACACUGUAGCCCACGGAUGACGACACUGUAGCCCACGAAUGACGACACUGUAGCCCACGGAUGACGACACUGUAGCCCACGAAUGACGACACUGUAGCCCACGAAUGACGACACUGUAGCUCACGAAUGACGACACUGUAGCUCACGAAUGACGACACUGUAGCCCUCGAAUGACGACACUGUAGCUCACGAAUGACGACACUGUAGCCCACGGAUGACGACACUGUAGCCCACGAAUGACGACACUGUAGCCCACGAAUGACGACACUGUAGCCCACGAAUGACGACACUGUAGCCCACGGAUGACGACACUGUAGCCCACGAAUGACGACACUGUAGCCCACGAAUGACGACACUGUAGCCCACGAAUGACGACACUGUAGCUCACGAAUGACGACACUGUACAAUGUAAAAUGAUUACAGAGUUUCAGAUAAAGUGUCAAGUGUGUGUCGGAGCUGAGGACUCUUGAAUGGUCACAGUUCAGCACUUUGCAUUACAGUGUCUGAAUUGGUCUUGAGAUCAGUCUUGAAGGAUAAAUUUGUAAUCUGUAAUUGAUCAUGUCUUCUAUUGCUAAAUUGAGUUAUGUUAUCAUGUAUUUAAUAAGCAAGAUUUAGGUGAUCUUUUGACCAUAUGUUAGAUUAAUUAGGUUCGUAUUCUUGUGUUUGUGUAUUGCAGUAGUUGUAUUAAUUUCUUGAAACUGUAUGAGAUAUAAUUUUCUUGUACAAAAUAUAUAUAAAUUGUGACGUUAGCGUAUGGAACGUUUAAUAUUCGCUGGGUUUGGCCUAUUUUAUAUGUAACUAUCGUAUUUUGUAUUCGACCAAUGUGCGGCAAAUAUAGUUCACUUUGUAGUAAUUUUUAUGUCUCAUUAGGUUCUUAGAAGUCAUGGCUAUUACUGUGUUGAGAGUGUAUUGACCCGACAGUCUGUUAUUAGUGACCGAAAUUGGUAUGGGGGUUUCCAGUUAUAUUAUAAAAUUAAGUUUUUUCCUGGCAACUUGGGUAGACAAACUGUUCCAUAGGUAUGUGAUUAUGGAAGAAUUAGUUUGUGUUGUUUGGUGUGGCCGCAUGUGUCACGACCCUGGACCCAAGAUUGCACUCUGGCAAAGGGACCCAGGAGCGUAUUGCAUUACUUUACGAAAGCCGGACAGGCUUUUCCCGAGGCUCCUCUUUAUUUGGUGCUCCCUUCUUUACAGUUAAUAGGAAGGAUGGGGUAAUCGGAUCACUCGCUGUCGGGACCCCCCCCCUAGACGCCUCGUUGUCAAGGUGGUCGCGAGAAAAGUCAGGUAGGAAGCUGUUAGCGUGUUGAUGAACAAUCGACUUGGUAUUGGGGACCCACAUGGCGGGAUCCCAAAGCUGUUUAUGUAUUCGCGAAUAAAUGCUGAAUUGAUUACCGGACCCGGUGCUCAUUUUGGAUGAGUUUAACUAUAAAGAUGCCCUCUGAAGCGAUAUUCUUACCAAUACCCUGAAUGGUUGUCUUUUAGAAUCUUUUCUUCUCUCUUCAAACUUGUGUCUCCCAAAUUCAGGCGAGCCAACUCAUGUCGACUCGCACAGUUGCACUCUUUUUCUGUGUUGAUCUUUCUCUCUGCUCCUCUUUCAAAGACACCUGACAUGGUGCCUUUGACGUCCACCAUAACAGUGAUCAUUUUCAUAUCCUCAAACCUCUCUUUACUUACCUUCUCUCUUUUUCCCCAGUGGAGACUUGUUAAGGCAGACAGAAAUUUUUUUCUGCUCUGCUGGGGACCACUGGAUGGAUUUUUGCGUUUUAGGUGGAGCCCAAGUAUUUGCAUUGCUGCCCAAAGUUCUCUGUGUGGGGUAAUGACCGGUACCUACCUUCCUGAGGGACUCCUGGGGCUCCCCAAUCAUCUGCCCAUCAGUGUGUUCAUUCGCUGCAAGGCGCAUUUGUUUCCGCCAUCACGCGACAUUCAUUUAGCCAUUAGGCUUUGCGAUUUACCGUUUAAGGGUACACCCGGGAGCAUCCCAUCCCUCGUCGUCGCCCCUAAACCACCUUAGGCAGCAACAAUUGAGGUGGCCUUGACGUCAUUGCGGUGGACGCCAAGAAAACCCACAAGUUGCCUUUGUUAUUAAAUUACGUAUAUCACAUUUCCAGUAGGUUUUAUGAGUGCCUUCUAAAAUGUUAAUGUAUUUUGUAAUUAUGUUAGGAGGCAUAACCAGCCAUUAAUUAAAGCAAUAAAAAUAGUCACAUGUACUAAAAGACGCCAUUUUGAGAUCUAGAAAUGAAUCCUAGAACGGUAUAUUUAUCAUUCUGGUAUUCAUAUAUAUUUGCUCGGAUGUCAUAUCUUAAUGGAUGUAUAAUGUGUUAUUGAUGCAAUUAUUAGUAUGUUUUCGAUUUGUUUUAAUUCUCAAUGUGGAUUAGUACAAUAAGCUCUUGCCAAUGA
Messenger RNA from Procambarus clarkii (red swamp crayfish), 4063 nucleotides. RefSeq lists its product as uncharacterized. The record is from RefSeq and is a predicted model, not a curated record. Lineage: Eukaryota; Metazoa; Arthropoda; Malacostraca; Decapoda; Cambaridae. Gene Ontology annotation, molecular function: kinase activity.